AAUCAGCGGAAAGCAGCAUUGCUGAUGUCCCAUUGUUGACAAAUCCAUGAAACAACUCCAGUUUGCAUGGUUUAACAGAGAGGAGAGGAAAGGAGAGGAGAGGAGAGGAGAGGAGAGGUGGGUGGAAGGAGGGAGGGAGGAGAGGAGAGGGGGCGUCUGUCGUCACCGAACCACGUGUCCUGCGCUGAUAGUAUAUCUUAUACUGGGAAAAGUAAUCUAUCAGACAGUCCUUUUAAAAGCUCCGGCCUUCAAAAGCAGCAUGUGUCACCUCGACUCGCUUCUCCAAAUAUCACACCUAUAGGAAAUACACGCACCGAGACGGGACGUCGGAGCGCCAAACCCGCAACAUCUCCAAACAACUUCGAAGUAAGAGUCGCCGCUUUCCGCAGGCCUGCUCACUUACCGAGUGGAGAAAUAUUUUUGUAGAAGUUUCCUUUUGGGCUUCACUGGCUUUCUGCCGGUUCAACCGAAAGUAGAUUUUUUGGAGACAUCCGAUCUUUUGACAGGGGCGACCAAAAGCCCAGCAGACCCGCAGUGUGUGUGUGUAAGAGAGAGAAAGAGUGUGUGUGUGUGUGUGUGUGUGUGUGUGUGCACUGACCGCGCUGGUCCCACCUACCCAUCACACCCGGCUGCUCGGCUGUUUUGGCUCCGGUAGACUUUUUAAACAAAAAGUGUUAGUAAGCCGUGAGAUGACCCUGUCUGGAGGCAGCGAAAGAGCCAGCGACAUGUCCGGCCAAACUGUGCUCACGGCGGAGGACGUGGACAUCGACGUGGUGGGCGAGGGAGACGAGGAGGGCAUGGAGAGGGUGGACAGCGACUGCGACAGCCCGGGGGGAGGCAUCCUGCACGACCUCCGAGCAGAAACAGGCGACGAGGAGCUGGAAGACGAGAUCGAGGUGGAGAAGGAGGAGAUCGGGUCCGGUGGAGGGAGUCCGUGCUGCGAGAGCUCCGGGGAGGGAGAGACGGGCACGGGAAAGGCGGAGGGUCAAGACCAGAGCGCGGCGACGGGAGCUGGGAUCCAGAAGCCCAAAAGCAGCCUGGUAAAGCCGCCUUACUCCUACAUCGCCCUCAUCACCAUGGCCAUCCUCCAGAGCCCACAGAAAAAGCUCACCCUCAGCGGGAUCUGCGAGUUCAUCAGCAACCGCUUCCCGUAUUACCGGGAGAAGUUCCCGGCGUGGCAAAACUCCAUCCGCCACAACUUGUCCCUCAACGACUGUUUCGUGAAAAUCCCCCGGGAACCUGGCAACCCCGGCAAGGGCAACUACUGGACUCUGGACCCCGCUUCAGAGGACAUGUUCGACAACGGCAGCUUCCUUAGGAGGAGGAAAAGGUUCAAGAGAGUUCAGCCUGACAUGCUCAGGGACCAGACUGCUCUCAUGAUGCAAAGUUUCGGCGCGUACAGCCUUGGGGGGCCCUACGGGAGGCACUACGGGAUCCACCCGGCUGCUUAUUCCCAUCCGGCGGCUUUGCAGUACCCCUACAUCCCCCCUGUGGGUCACAUGCUGCCCCCGGGCGUCCCUCUCCUUCCCUCGGCGGAGCUGAACAGGAAAGCGUUCAACUCCCAGCUCAGCCCGAGUCUCCAACUUCAGCUCAACAGCCUGAGCACAGCGUCCAUGAUCAAAUCAGAGCCUUCAAACAGACCGUCAUUCAGCAUAGAGAACAUCAUCGGAGUGUCCAGCGCCUCCUCGUCCUCGCCGGGCGCCGCUCAGGCUUUCCUGCGGCCUCCGGUGACCGUUCAGUCGGCCCUGCUGAGCGCACAGUCCCUCUCCCUGACCCGGACCUCAGCCGCCAUCGCUCCCAUCCUCAGUGUACCGUCAAACAUUAUUUCUGGACACGUUUUACCCUCAGCGACGGCGGCAGCGGUGUCCAAAUGGCCUUCACAGUGACCUAAAAGCAAGAGAAAAGAAACUCUUAUUUUUAUAUAAAGACAUUAUGACUGGGGGAAAGUGUGCACAGCACAAAUGAAUAAGGCACCACUGGACUCUGUAGCCAUGUAAAGACUGUUGAAACACAGAGAAAAGAAAAAGAAAAAGGAGAUAUUUCUGUACAGGUAAUAUUUGUAAAUAUUUGUAAAAAAAAAAAAGAAAAAAGACAAAAAAGAAUGAUUUUACCUGUUUGACUUUUACCUGUCGUUUCCCUUUUGUUCCUGUUUGAGAUCUGUGAUAAUUACUUUACUCUUUUUUUUUUUAAUUGGAAGCUCAAAUGGACAAAAUUGUGCUUCCUUUUCAUACAAGACACAAGAAGCUCUGAAAAAAUAGCCUGUUUAUAAUAAAAAAAAAUCAAAUAUAUGUAAUUCUAUGUAGCUAUAUUGUGUUGUAAACUGAAUUUAUUUGUAAAUAAAUCGAAGAAAGAA
This is a messenger RNA of Scatophagus argus, 2353 nucleotides long. RefSeq names its product forkhead box D3 (gene foxd3). Gene Ontology annotation, molecular function: DNA-binding transcription factor activity, RNA polymerase II-specific; RNA polymerase II cis-regulatory region sequence-specific DNA binding. Gene Ontology annotation, biological process: cell differentiation; regulation of transcription by RNA polymerase II; anatomical structure morphogenesis. The transcript has a single exon. Lineage: Eukaryota; Metazoa; Chordata; Actinopteri; Scatophagidae. Bases 690 to 1886 code for a protein of 398 amino acids. The record is from RefSeq and is a predicted model, not a curated record.